AUGACUAUAAUAAAUUUGUUAUCUGAAAUCCGUACUUGUUUGUUUGAACAAAUCGCUAAUGCUGCCACUCUAACUAUUACCGAUUUAGAAGAUGUUAAUCUCAAUGCUUUUCAAACUAUGCUAAAUGUUGAUUUUGAUUAUGUUUGCUGGAUUAAAAAAUCCACAGAAGAAUACUGGAUAAGAAUUCUUGAUGAUCGCCUUUUAAAAUUUUCUUUUCUCAACAUAUUACGACAACCCUCACCAAAUCUUUCUAUUGACGAUUGUUUUCAAAAGUUGUCAUUAUCGACAACUUCAGUAGAUAACGAUAUAGAACCAUUCACUGAAACUCCGCUGAAAGAAUUGGACUCGACGGAAAUUAUGAUUAUCGAAAACAUAGCAGUCAGCUGGUCUUUAUUUUCAGAUUUUAUAACAUCAAAGCUAGGUGAGGGUGUAAGCCUGUUCAACAUUUCUUUGUCUGCAGAAAAAAGGAAUAGAGAGCUUGCAACAAUUAAGCUCACUCGCCCAAUCUGGUGUCGUUACAUUUUGCGUGAACAUAAAGGUGCUGAUUGUUUGCUUGAACUGCUCACUUCCACCUGUGAAAAUAUAAUGAGCUACAAAAUUGAGCUGAAAAAGUUGCAUAAAGAGGACGAAUCUUUAUUUUACAAAAUCCAAAUCUUUGUCAACGAUCUUUUAACUUUUGACAGUUCCGAAGAUGCCAGAUCUCGCCUAGAUGAGAAUCCAACUGCUAAAUUCCUCUUCUCAGAUGUGUAUUUUAGUGUAGAAGAAAUCGAAUACCUUCUUAGUUUUCCUACCUCUUCGGGGCUUCCUGUUUCUAUGCUUCUUAAUGUGGCACUGUCAGAUAAAAUUAACUCAUACCAGUUAUGUACAUCACAUGAUUUAGCACCUCUUAUACAACAAGUGUUUAAUGUACGAAAGGAUUUUCAAAAAGAAAAUGGUUUCAAAAAUAACUUGAAAAAAUUUGAAAAGAACUGGAAAAAGAGGCGUGAUUUACAUUAA
Messenger RNA from Funneliformis caledonium, 996 nucleotides. The record is from the annotation of a GenBank genome assembly. NCBI's taxonomy places the organism in Eukaryota, Fungi, Glomeromycota, Glomeromycetes, Glomerales, Glomeraceae.